This is a messenger RNA of Emys orbicularis (European pond turtle), 544 nucleotides long. RefSeq names its product ribosomal protein L32 (gene RPL32). Gene Ontology annotation, cellular component: ribosome; cytosolic large ribosomal subunit. The transcript has 4 exons. Bases 85 to 492 code for a protein of 135 amino acids. Gene Ontology annotation, biological process: translation. NCBI's taxonomy places the organism in Eukaryota, Metazoa, Chordata, Testudines, Emydidae. Gene Ontology annotation, molecular function: structural constituent of ribosome. The record is from RefSeq and is a predicted model, not a curated record.
UACCUCAUCAGCCCGCGCGCUCGGCCGUUCUCUCUCUCUCAGCGGCGCUGCCUCUCAGGGUGGCCGCCAUUAGGAACUGACACCAUGCCUGCCCUCAGACCCCUGGUGAAACCUAAGAUCGUCAAGAAGAGAACCAAGAAGUUCAUCCGCCAUCAAUCAGAUCGCUAUGUCAAGAUCAAGCGCAACUGGCGUAAACCAAGAGGUAUCGAUAACAGAGCUCGCAGGAGGUUCAAGGGCCAAAUCUUGAUGCCCAACAUUGGUUAUGGUAGCAAUAGAAAGACGAAACACAUGCUGCCCACAGGAUUCAAAAAGUUUCUGGUCCACAACGUCAAAGAACUUGAGGUGCUGAUGAUGAGUAACAAGUCUUAUUGUGCAGAGAUUGCUCACAACGUUUCCUCCAAGAAUCGCAAGGUAAUCGUGGAACGAGCAGCUCAGCUUGCUAUCAAGAUCACCAAUCCAAAUGCCAGACUGCGCAGUGAGGAAAACGAAUAAAUGGUCUCCUCCUCUGUGUAACUGUAAUUAAUAAAAUACAAAAAAGCCACAA